Oryctolagus cuniculus (rabbit) is the source of this 8693-nucleotide messenger RNA. It is a transcript of the gene ZBTB16, whose product is annotated as zinc finger and BTB domain containing 16. NCBI's taxonomy places the organism in Eukaryota, Metazoa, Chordata, Mammalia, Lagomorpha, Leporidae. The record is from RefSeq and is a predicted model, not a curated record. Gene Ontology annotation, molecular function: protein binding; DNA-binding transcription factor activity, RNA polymerase II-specific; RNA polymerase II cis-regulatory region sequence-specific DNA binding. Gene Ontology annotation, biological process: regulation of transcription by RNA polymerase II.
UAUGUAUGCGGACGGCUGCGCGGGCGUGAGCGAGGCUUGUGGCUUAUUUAUUUGUUUAUUUGCCGGCCGGCUGGGAAGCUAGACUGAGAGGGGCUGGCGAGUGGAUCUGGGGCCGAGGCGAGCAGGAUUGGGACACGUUUGGGUUUUGUUUUCUCUUUGAAAAAUCCUAGUGGGCCCUUCUUUCUUGAUUGGACUUGAUCCCCCAUUUUUUGGGGGGGUAGGGUGGAGAGGGAGAGAAGCUCCGAGGGGCGCCAGUGCUCCGGGCCCUCCUCGGCUCUCGGCAGGACUGGCCGUGGCGCCGGAGCUCGCCGUGCGCUCCCGGCCGCGCUCGGUGGGCGCCCCGGCUCUGCACCUGAUGCAUGCGGGAUGCCUUUGCCACCACGGCGCGCCAGCGGCCGGCUCUCGCAGCCCCUGGCGCACUCCCGCACGCGCCCUAAACGCGCAGAUCCUGCCGGCCUGCGACCCACUGAAACGCACAGACGCGCUCCGCACCGGCUAGCUCGCCGCCUCCCCGGGUCGCUCGCCACGUCCCCGGGCCCGGCACGCCCGGCGGCUGCUGCCGCUGGCCCGAAACCGGGAACCUUGCUCAUUGCUCCCCGGGGGUCACGGCCCUGGGUCGGAGCCGGGGGAGCCCGGAGACCCCCUUAUCUCCCCUUCUCGCACGAGUCGCUGCAGGGCUUUUGUGCUGCCCCUUCGCGGCGGGCCGGGUCCGUCUCCCAGCCCGCCGGACUCGUCGCCUUUCGCCUGCUCUCUUUCGUUUUCCCUCUCCCUAGCUCGGCUUCUUUCCUUUCAGGCGGCUGACUCCCCAGGAAAAGUUGCUUCCCCAAGUUUGCCGAACUCGUCUCCAAGUCUCGGCGGGGUCUCUGGGAGCUCGGGGCGUGUGCGCGCGUGCUCGGUGCCCGCAGCUCGGGCGGCUGAGUGCUGGCUUUCCCCCGAGCCGCGGGAGUGGAGCCGCAGCCUGCGCCGGCCGCAUCGAGGGCGCCGAGCGGCGGGUCAGGCGGGGGGACGACUGACCCAGGGCACCGUGGUCUCCCUCUGGAGCUACAGGGUUGGUUUGGAGGAAAGGGGCACUUCCAUUCUCUUCGGUUGCCUCCUCCUGUUUUCCUGCAACUCCCGGGUCUGCAGGAAAGCACAGGGCAGCGAGGCGUGCGUGGAUGGCCGUCCCACUGUCUGUGGCCACGGUCCCCACCCUGGGCUGGGCAGCUAAAGUGUCUUGACCAGCCAACCCCGUUAACCCUUUCUUUCUGCUUGAGCUAGGUGCCUUAGGAGCCAGUAGGGCUGCUUUUGGGCGUGGUGAGGAGCAGUGUUUGAGGAGUGAGGCGCGCGGGCUGUGUUCGCCGCCGUCACGCACUGCGAUAUCUGCAGCCAGGGAGAAGUUGGGAGGGGCCUGGCCGGCCAAGGCUUCCUGGUACUCCUUGAACGGGGUGCGGAGUCCCGACCAGGCUCUGGGAGAGACCUUUGUCUCCCAGCCCUGUCCUCACACCAUGGAUGCUGGUGCCAGUGUCACUUGCAGCACCUCUGAGACUGGCCAGCAUCAGUUGCUGCUCCUGGUCACAGGACUUGCCAACUCCUGGGAGCCUCUGGGAGACUUGGAGGCCACGCCCAGCCCAGCCUGGGCACCGCUGGCUGUUGGAAAGCCCUUUCUUAUGAUUACUCUUUGUAACUGCCUGGCCCAUUGGCCUUCAGAUUUUUGCCGUUCCUGUCCCUGAGCACUUGUGGACAGGAGGUCUCCUGCAUCGGCCCAGGAAACCUACCCUGCCCCGCCACGCAGAGCACAGACGGAAGGGGAGCCUCAUGCCUGAGCCGAGGGCAGCGCCAUGGAUCUGACGAAGAUGGGCAUGAUCCAGCUGCAGAACCCCAGCCACCCCACGGGGCUGCUGUGCAAGGCCAACCAGAUGCGGCUGGCUGGGACGCUGUGCGAUGUUGUCAUCAUGGUGGACAGCCAGGAGUUCCACGCCCACCGGACGGUGCUGGCCUGCACCAGCAAGAUGUUUGAGAUCCUCUUCCACCGCAACAGCCAGCACUAUACUCUGGACUUCCUCUCGCCAAAGACCUUCCAGCAGAUUCUGGAGUAUGCCUACACGGCCACGCUGCAGGCCAAGGCGGAGGACCUGGACGACCUGCUCUAUGCGGCCGAGAUCCUGGAGAUCGAGUACCUGGAGGAGCAGUGCCUGAAGAUCUUGGAGACCAUCCAGGCCUCAGAUGACAACGACACGGAGGCCACGAUGGCUGACGGCGGGGCUGAGGAGGAAGAGGACCGCAAGGCUCGGUGCCUCAAGAACAUCUUCAUCUCGAAGCAUUCCAGCGAGGAGAGUGGGUACGCCAGUGUGGCUGGACAGAGCCUCGCUGGGCCCCUGGUGGACCAGAGCCCUUCCGUCUCCACCUCGUUUGGGCUUUCAGCCAUGAGUCCCACCAAAGCUGCCGUGGACAGUCUGAUGACCAUAGGACAGUCUCUCCUGCAGGGGACGCUUCAGCCACCUGCGGGACCCGAGGAGCCGACAUUGGCUGGGGGUGGCCGGCACCCUGGCGUGGCCGAGGUGAAGACGGAGAUGAUGCAGGUAGACGAGGUACCUGGCCAGGACAGCCCUGGGCCAGUCGAAUCCAGCGUCUCGGGAGGACUGGGGGACAAAGUUGAGGAAAGGAGCAAAGAGGGCCCUGGGACCCCAACUCGCAGCAGCGUCAUCACCAGUGCCAGGGAGCUGCACUACGGGCGGGAGGAGAGCGCCGAGCAGCUGCCACCCCCGGCUGAGGCUGGCCAAGGCCCCCCGGGCCGCCUGGAGCACCCAGCAGCCCCUGCGGAGAAGCGCCUGGGCAUCUACUCGGUGUUGCCCAACCACAAGGCUGACGCCGUGUUGAGCAUGCCGGCGUCGGUGACCUCUGGGCUCCAUGUGCAGCCUGCGCUGGCCGUCUCCAUGGACUUCAGCACCUACGGGGGUCUGCUGCCCCAGGGCUUCAUUCAGAGGGAGCUUUUCAGCAAGCUGGGCGAGCUGGCGGUGGGCAUGAAGUCGGAGAGCCGGAGCAUGGGCGAGCAGUGUAGCGUGUGUGGGGUCGAGCUCCCUGACAACGAGGCUGUGGAGCAGCACAGGAAGCUGCACAGUGGGAUGAAGACGUACGGGUGUGAGCUCUGCGGAAAGCGGUUCCUGGAUAGUUUGCGCCUGAGAAUGCACUUACUGGCUCAUUCAGCGGGUGCCAAAGCCUUUGUCUGUGAUCAGUGCGGAGCCCAGUUUUCCAAGGAGGACGCCCUGGAGACGCACAGGCAGACCCACACCGGCACAGACAUGGCCGUCUUCUGUCUGCUGUGUGGGAAGCGCUUCCAGGCACAGAGCGCGCUCCAGCAGCACAUGGAGGUCCACGCAGGCGUGCGUAGCUACAUCUGCAGCGAGUGCAACCGCACCUUCCCCAGCCACACGGCCCUGAAACGCCACCUGCGCUCACACACAGGUGACCACCCGUACGAGUGCGAGUUCUGUGGCAGCUGCUUCCGGGAUGAGAGCACACUCAAGAGCCACAAGCGCAUCCACACGGGCGAGAAGCCCUACGAGUGCAACGGCUGCGGCAAGAAGUUCAGCCUCAAGCACCAGCUGGAGACGCACUACAGGGUGCACACAGGUGAGAAGCCCUUUGAGUGCAAGCUGUGCCACCAGCGCUCCCGGGACUACUCGGCCAUGAUCAAGCACCUGCGCACGCACAACGGCGCCUCGCCCUACCAGUGCACCAUCUGCACGGAGUACUGCCCCAGCCUCUCCUCCAUGCAGAAGCACAUGAAGGGCCACAAGCCCGAGGAGAUCCCGCCCGACUGGAGGAUAGAGAAGACGUACCUCUACCUGUGCUACGUGUGAAGAGGCGCCCGGGGCCGGGGGAGGAGCGCGGGACGACGUGGAGGAAGGACUGUGCGCAAAGACACAAACGGAAAAGGAAGAAAGGAGAGAAGAGAAAGAAAUCGAAAAGCUGGUGGGCCUUGGGUUCUCCCUGGGGCUCUGGAGCCUGGGAUGCUACGCCACUGCCCCUUCCCCCUUCUUUCCUGGGCCUGAUUUUCUUGGGAGGGGUAGGGCGGGGGUGGUUUUGCUCACUCAGAUGGAGGCAGCCUUUCCCUCUCUCUCUACCCAGACCCGCCUCUUGUGUCCAGAAGUGGAGGCGGGGGACAGGGGAGAGGGCCUCUGGUCCCAGUCUGCCUGCCCUCGUCCCACUGCCUCUGAAGCCGAGGGAGGGGAGCAGCGGACACAAGGCUGAGCUGGCGGGGCAGGGCUGGGCCUCGGUCGACACUCAUGAUGGCAGCUCUGGCUUCCCAGUGGCUGAUGGGACAGGGGAAGAGCCCCUGGCUCGUCCCAGCACUCAACUUUCACCUGUUGCUUUCCCCGCCUGCCACCCCUGAGCAUCCCCUCCUGGCCUCCAAGAACCCCGAGGCUCUGGGCUGAGCUCCUCAUGCCCUGCCGGCAGUCAGGACCUGGGGGCACUCUGGGCUCCUCCUGGCUCUGACUCUCGGAGGCACUGUCUUCCUUCGCCUGUGUCCUGGUUGAGGAGCUGCCUCCUGCCUUUGCUUUUGAGAACAGAAUGGAAGGGAUGGAAUAGCCUAGCCCAGCCAGUCAAGCCCCUUCUUCCAUCACAAGGGAGAUUCCUGCCAAGCUGCUUUUUGCUUCCAAAAUGGAAAAUCGUAACCACCGAGUGUAUAGUUAACUCCCCACCAUGCAAACAGUCCCUCCAACCCUCUUCAGUUGCUAGGGGAAAGAGUCCAAGAAAGACUCAUUGUCCAGGGGGAGCCAUGGGGGUGUCUUUGUCCAGAUGGGCCCUACACCUGCGCACGGGAACAGACGCUCCGCCUGAACUGUUAGGCCGUAUCAGGGACCCCCUCAACGUGGGGACCGGGGUCCCCCAGACCUAGUGAGGCCCUGGGGACGCCCGGGUGCAGACAGCAGCACAGAAGCCCAGCUCCAGGGCCCCUCAGUCCACAGGGUUGGGGUUGGGGUGGAGGGAGGAGUGGAAAGUGUUUUGGCCUUGUGUCAUGUUUUGCUUCUUUUCUGUGUCCCCUGUCAGCACAUUGUACUUGAAUUACCUCAGUUUUUUGUGACCUCAUGAGCUUUUUUCACCCCCUGCUUUUUUUUUUUUUUUUUUUUGGGGGGGUUGGGGGGUUGGAGGAACGGGGAGGGUAUCCUUUUCUGUUUCUUGUGUAAAUCAAUAGUUUAUAGACUUCAGCUGGCCUGGGCCUCCCAACCACAAGGCACUGUGUGGAGGAGUCAAGUGCUCAGGAUCUGAAUGGGAGGGUGGGCGCAGGGGAUGGUGCCCCGGGGUCUCGCUGCCCCCACAGGGGCCUCCAUCCUAGGCUCUUAAAGCCUCAGUGCCCUGUAGGAGAUCAGCCCAAAACACUCAGGAGAAAAUCCCACCUUUCUUUCCACCACUCUGCUGGGCCAGCCAGCUGGGAGGGCUCGCCCGCCUGUGUCCAUGGCCACUGCCACAGAGCCUCUAGGUUUCUGUGGCUGGUCUGGGGACGAGCCAGCUUUUAGUUCUGUUGUGUUGGGGUGGAGGUGUGGUUUCUCCAAAAGCUACCUCUUGUGUUCAUCCAAGUGUUCUUUUGUCCCCCGUUGGCUGCUCUGCUCCCCGCCUUUGCCCCGCCCCCUCGGAGUGUGGGAAAGCACGCUUGGGAUCUCCACGUCGGCUUUGGGGUGAUGCUCUGUUACAUCUCAUGCUCUCUGUGUAAGGAGUUUGACUUGUGUUCUUUUUCUUUCCUUUCUCUUUCUGAGAAAGUUGUGGCUGCGUUUGGAUCUUAGGUUUUAGGAAGUGGUUUGGGGGGAGCAGGGUGGUGAAGGAGCACAUGGAGGUCAGAGGGGUGGGUGCUGCUGAGACCACCCUCCCCCGCCCCACCCCUCCUGUCUUGUCUAUGGAAUCUGAAGGCCUUAAAAACCGUAUGGGAGGAGCAGUGGACCUGGGGGAGGGGGGCUGUGUCACUAGACUGGGUUAGGCAGGUAAGGUAGGGAGUAACUAUGACUUUGUGCUUUGAAAAGGACGAGAGAUUCACCUGUCAUGUUGAGAAUGUGAAAAGAGCAGGAUCAUUGGGGGAGGGGCCGGGUAAGAAACCACUGUGCACUCGUCCCUCCUUCAUGGGCCUUCAAGGCAUCUGGAAAAAAACAGUAUUUUUAAUGGCAAGAUGUCAUUCAGCAUUGGAGGGGAAAUUAAAAAAAUAAUCCCACUAUUCCUUAGAACUAGCUGGCCUUUCUCCCCCACCCUUCCCACUCAGCCUGGCCUCCCCCUGCCCCUGGUCACAGAAGCUGAGAGGGGUGAGCUACUCUUUACAAAUUGUAAUAUUUUUGUAAUAUUUGUUCUUCCAUCAGUUCUACAGGACCUGGCCCUUCCUUUUGUAAUGUGAAUAGGGAAAACAAAAUCCACACCACCACCACAGUGUCCCUGUGUAUGCACGUGUGCGUGUGCUUUGUGUGUGUGGCCAAUCACGCAGAGGUGCCUCGAUCUGGUCUUGCAGCAUUAGAUGGUACUAGGUCUGCACCUGCCUGCCUCUCCCGGUUUGGAGGUCGGGGGGUGGGGGGGAUCGUUUCUGAGGGAUGCUGGACAAGCCCAUCCCUGUUCUUGCUGCACAGUCUGCUCUGCUCCCACCAAGCCCCAAGUCACCCCGAGGAGGGAGGCUCCAGUCUCCCUCUACCCCAGUUUCCUACCCACAAAGACAAAACAGUUCAAAAGUUGGCAAGGGCUUCCUGGCCGGGAAAGCAGCCGUCCUGGGGCUGCGGCGGUGGCUGGAGUUCAGGAGUGGGUGGAGGGUGCUCCUUCCCCAGAUGAACUCAGUAUCUGCCCUCCCCGCUUUUCUCUGCCCCUGGCUCCUAGGGCCACCUGGCUGCCUUUAGCUGACCACUCCGCUUACUCCUGCCUUACCCAGCACAGUGACGCCUGCGCAGCCUGGGCAGUCCCAGUUGUUAAUAGUCCCCUCCGUGUGCACACCUGGCCCUUCAUACCUGCGGUGAGUGAUCCCUCACCCCUGUGCUCUUCCCCUCUUUAUUCAUUCAAAGCAUUAAAAUCCUAUGUGUAUAUAGGAUAGACAAAUAUAUAUAGAGAGAUAUAUAUAGCAAGAGAGAUAUAAAAUAGUAACUAUCGUUGCUGCUUUGGGCUGCUUUGGAGGAGGCUACGAGUAUGGGGAAGGCAGAGAUGGGGCACAGGGGUGGAGCAGGAGGCUGGGGGGACCCAGCGUUCCGUACAAUCCAGGGAUGCAACACGGGCUUGUUUGAUUUUUGUGCCUGAACAGUUUUUCCCAUGUUGAGAAAAAAAGGAAAAAAAAAAAAAAAACUGCUGCAAUUUUUCACAAGUGUAUAGCCCUUCUCUCGAGGCUGCUGGUGUAACUACUACAGGUGGGCAGGAGAGGACGUGGGCUUGUCUCCUAGGGCAAGGGACACAGGUGCGGGAGGCCUUUGGACUCUGCCCAUCGGAGGUGGCAGGGGGUGUGGUUUUUCUGGGGGUGGGGGACAAUUCAUUGGCAAGCCCACCUGGGAUGGAAAGUGGGGACACCAGGAUGGAGGAGGAGGAGGGGGAGAGCCUGCUUGUUGGUUUUCCCAAGGCCCACGUUGCGCUUGUCUGUUCCCUUCACCUGGGCCCUGCUCCGAAGCUCCUGCUGGCUGGGCUGGGGUGGCAGCACUAACCUGGAUAUUGCAGUGGGAGACAAGAAGCCAAACUAAGGUAGCAAUGGCCAAGAGAGGGGUGCAGGACAAGCCUGGGAGGGGAAGAGGGUGGGGAGCGGGCCUGUGUGCUGGCAGCAUCCCCCAGGCCUCGGCGGCCUGUGGGGCAGACAGGGUCCCUGCCUCCUGGGUGUAUCAUAGAGUUCGUUCGCAUAGUGUGAUGCAUGAUGCUCGUGAGGUUACGAAGCCGUGGUGGUGCACCAUGACAUCCGACCCCCAUAGAUAAAGAUAAAUAUAUAUAUAUGUAUGUAAAUUAUAGCACUGAGGGCCCUGCGGCCCUGCUGGACCAAGCAAAACUAAGCCUUUUGGUCUGGGUAUUUUGUUUUCGUUUUGUUUCUUGUUUGUUUCUGUGGCUUGUCUUACGUCGUGACAGCACAAGUGCCAGUCCGAUUGCUCUGUAUUACAGAAUAGUGUUUUUAAUUCAUCAACGUUCUAGUAAUUGUCUACCUCAGCACCUCCUCUUAGCCUAAUUUUAGGAGGUUGCCCAAUUUUGUUUCUUCAAUUUUACUGGUUCCUUUUUGUACAAAUGCACCUCCACCUCUGUCUCUAUCUUUUUCCUUCCUCCACUCUCUCUCUCCCGCCCCCGUCCCGCCUCCCGGCCCUCCCAGUUCUGUGUGUGCCAUCCUCGCCCCGCCCCCAGUUGGUCUGCUUGCCAGUCUUAGCCGUUCUCCUGCCCGAGCAGUUGACUCAAAGUUGCAGCUUUCCGCAUCUGCCUUCGUUUUGUGUAGAUUGCCGCGUUUCUUUGUAAUUUCAGUGUUUCUGAAAAGAUUUAAAAAGGAAAAAAAAAAAAAAAGAAAAAUCAAAUUUACUGCUGCAGGUUUUUUUCUCUCUCCAUGUGUCACUAAGUGAAGUUUGUGCCUUCUAUAGCAAAGAGAAUAUUUUUUACAUCCUACUAACAGUAGAUUUUUUUGUAGUGAACAUUUUUUGUAUUUUUAUUUAUAAGUCUCAUAAGAAAAAUAGCAAUGUUCAGUUGUAUACCUUGAAUCUGCAGUUAGAAGAGAAUAAAGUUAAUUCAGUUGUCUCUGG